AAUUGAUCACUCCUCAUUUCUUGCGUUAUUGUAAUUUUUAUUGUCAAACAGCAUCCUCCAUUUGAUCGAUCGUCUCGCAGGCACCUGUUGAGCGAUUCUACCAGUGUGCGUGUGUCAUUCUAGCUUCCAGUGUGCAUUCAACAACCCGUGUUUCCGCUCGGCUGGUCCCUUCAAUCGCUUGCUCCCUUGCGUUGAAUCAACGAGCGUUUUCUUUUUGUCCUUUUCUUUUUUUCUUGAGGUUUCACGUCUUGGCUUCUUGGGUCUUGCAUUCUCCGCCAAGGCCAACGAGUCGAACGCAAAACCGCAUCUUCAUCCUUGCUCCUGCUUAGGCACACCUCGCUCCGGUUGACAACUCGACGAAUGCUGUCUCGGCAGAAGGCUCGCGUGCCAUCUCUGGCGGGACUGCCCUUCAUGAUGGCCGCUGUCGUCCUAUUUCUCGCUGCUGUCGUUGCCAUGUCGGUUGACGCUGCCCAGAUGGCCAAAACGACCUCUGUGGUGAACGGCAAAACGGUUUCGUACAGCUUUCGCGUGACCAACGGAUUCUUUGAGGAGUUUGUCGGCGUCGGCGCUCCUGGGUCGACGGACGGCUGGAUUACCUUUGGCUUUGUUGCCGGCAUGAACUUGGGUGCGACCAAGCCUGGAUACGACCCCGGUGAACUCCCGCUGACCAAGGGCGAGUACAUUCGCGCGUUCAAGUACAUGCAGAGCGUCUACUCGAACGUGGUUCGUGUGUACACCGUCCUGACCCCCGAGUUUUACGAGGCUGUUGCCGAGUUCAAUGCUGGCACCACAGACCCCAUCUAUGUUCUGCACGGCAUCUGGACGCCCGAAGAAGAACUGAUUGGUGACGACAACAACGGCCGCAACGCCUACGACGCCGACAUCAAGGAAAUCAUGGAAACCAACAUUCGGAAUGUCCUCUCCGCCGUGUACGGACGCGGCGAUGAAAUCACCUACGCCUUCCACAAGUCGGGCACCUACAGCACUGACAUUUCUCAGUGGGUUGUUGGAUGGCUGAUGGGCACAGAGUGGUACCCGUUCGCCGUCAAUGUGACCAAUGUUUUGAACGCUGGCCUCGCGCCGUACCAGGGCACCUUUGUCGCGUGCACUGCGGCUGCAUCGCCGUUUGAAAGCUGGGUUGGCAUGAUGCUGGACCUUCUCCUCAAGUUGGACCACGGCUACGGAAUGCUUCACCCGGCCUCCUUUGUGAACUGGGUCACGACCGAUCCCCUCGUCCACCCGUCCGAGCCAGGCCCGCCCAUCUCUCAGGAAGACUGGCAGACUGUGGACGCGCUGCACAUCAUUGUCAGCUCUGGCUGGACGGCCGGCUCGUUUAUCAACUUCCACGCCUACCCUUACUACCCGGAAUACAUGAACUUUAUCGAUCCUCGCGACAACAUUCCGUGGAUUCCGAACGUCGACCAAGCCGACCCGUACAUUGGCUAUCUUCUCCGCCUUCGCGCGUACUUCCCCGGCCAAGCUCUGAUCAUUACUGAAGUGGGUCUUCCAACCUCCAUCGGCAACUCGCACUUUGGCUACAAGGGUCGCAACCACGGCUCCAUGACGGAAGUCCAGCAAGGCCAGUUCAUGGCAAGCAUCAUCCAGAUUCUCCAGCAGGUCAACAUCCAGGGCAUCUGCCUCUUCCAGCUCAUUGACGAGUGGUUCAAGAAGAACUGGAACACGCUCAAGGUCGACGUCAACCGCAAGGUGUGGCACAACCACAUGAGUUCCGAACAAUUCUACGGCCUGAUUGCCGCCGAGGUCCCGCAAACCAUCACUGUCGACGGCCUGGCAAACGACUGGCCAACCACCAUGCCAAACUACCUGGCUGCCACUGCCCUCAGCACUGGCCUGCGCCGCAUGCAUAUGCGAUCGGACGCCUCCUUCUUGUACAUUAUGGUUGAGCGCAACGGCAACUGGCUGCCCACCGACGAGCUCUGGGUUGCGUUUGACACUGUCGCCUCCCAAGGCUCCUUCUCGAUCAACGCCCAGGACGACAACACGCUGUACGACAUUCCCGUCGAGUACGCCUUCUCGUUCACUGGAAACGCAGUCAACAUGUACCUGAACGGCUACUUUGACCUCUACCUCCGUGGUCCUGGUGAGUGGGUGGGCGCCAUCGAAGACGCGACCACUCUGUACGAUUCCCGCCGCGGCCUGUUUUCCAAGUGGACGCAAAUCACGAAAAACCCGGCAGAGUACAUCAUGCCCGACGGUAGCUCCAUCGACACGCCGCCCGAGGUCUUUAUUGGCGGCGAAAUGAUUCGUGGCACGACAGACUUCACCGACCCGUACUUUAACAACAUGGCCACCUGGCAGUCCAAUGGCAGCAUUUUUGAGAUUCGCGUCCCGUGGAUGAUGCUUGGCUUUUCCGACCCCAGCACUCGCCAGGUCUACACACUCACCGGCUCUGCCCGCACUCUGGGGUACAACUUUGAGACGUCUCCGGGCGUUGGCUUCCAAACCGUGUUCAACCAUGCCAAGGACGACAAAAAGUUCUUCGACAUGCCGACAUGGACGUUGCCUUGCUUUUGCGAGCGCGUCAAAAAGUCUGCCGUGAUUGUCGCUCAAGCCUUCAAAGCGAGCCGCAACCUUGGCGACAGCCCGAUUUACGGACUGGACGGUCUUGUUCAAGAGUACUGCGAGUGCCCGACCGAGACGAGCAAUCUUCUCGGCGACGUGCUUUCCAACCUGCUGCUCGGCUCCAUCUUGUUUGUCACGGGCAUGCUGGCGAUUGUCGGCGUCAUUCGCCCUGUCGUCUCGCGCAUCAUGUACUGCUACACCUACCGCAAGUCGCGCACCGAUCGCAGCAUUGGCGUCCUGCAAGGUCUUGCGGUCGCUCUGCUGGCCUGCAUCCUCAUCACCGUGUAUGUCGUGUCUGUCUCCACGGGCAAGGACAUGUUCCAGGUUGUCAAGGACUUUUCCAACACGGUCGAUGGCAACGGAUCAAACUCGGGCACCAUGGAAGACCAAAUCUUCCAAUUUGUCUUCUACAUGCUCUUGCUCAACUACGAUGCCAUCCUGCUCUUGUGUCUUGCUCUCUUCAUUCGUUGGCCAAAGCCCGCUCCGGUGCCUGCCGCAGAUGCCGGAACAGCCGCCAUGCUCGCCGCAACUUGCCCUCCGAUCAAGGGAACUGCUGCUGUCGUCGUUCCGAUCGCGUCCACCAAAGAUCAGGACACGGCUGCUACUGCUGCUGCUGCUGCUGGCGACAAGCCCAAGGUUGGCCGCCAUGCCUUCAUCAUCUCUUGCCACAACAGCUCGGCCAAAAUCCGCAACACCAUCAUCAACAUUAUGAAGCGAUCGGAGCCGUGGCAAAUCUUUGUUGCUGACAACGGCUCCUCGGAAAAGGAGCGAAUUGCCACCGAAGAAGAGUGCAAGGCGUUGUCGGCCGUGUACAGCAAGUCGCAUCCAAACUACCGCGGACGCGGCGUCAACUUUGGCACGCUCACGGAAGGCUCCAAGACUGUCGCGCAGUUUGCCUCGGUCUUCAACUUGCGCAACUACCCGACUCAGAUUGACUUUGUGACGCUCAUCGACGACGACACGAUUGUGCCAGACAACUGGACUGAAGCCGAGGUCGUUGGCUACUUUGAUCGAAACGAGCACGUCAAGUGCCUGGCCUACCCUCUGCAUGCACGCAACACCGUCCACACCCUUGCGUACUUCCAAGACCUCGAGUACUUGCUUGCCGGCUACAUGAAGGUGGUGCAAGCCCGCCUCGGCACUGCCCUGUUCGCGUCGGGUGCGUUCAACACUUGGCGCACAGAGUACAUUACCGACAUCUUGUUCCGACACGACACGAUGCAUCACGGCGACGACUUGCAGCAAGGUCUGCUUUUGCACUCGCUGGCCAAGCGGCCGUGGAUUCUGGACGAGUCGCGCAAGCAUGAAGCUGGCUACAAGGUCGACACUGCCGCCACGAUUGUCGUUGGCACGGAUGUGCCGCUGUGCUGGUUCCACUCGCGAGACAUUGUGCCAUCGUUCAUGCAUCGGUGGUACAAGCCCCCGUCGUGUGACUGCGGUGAGCCGUCGCUCUUUUUGCAGCGCGGCAAGGGCUGGGAGGUCUCGCGUCAGCGCUUUUUGUGGAAGUACCUGAAGAUGAUUUUCACCCUGCGCGCAAUCACCUGCUGGACUGGCUUCUGGGCGCGUGUGGUCGCGCUGUACGACGUUGCCCUCAUCUUGAACGACUGGAUUCUCUUCUUGUACGGCAUUGUCAUUCUCGUCAUGAGCGCCAACCCGCUCUUCUUGGUCAAGGCCAUGAUUGUCGCCUGGGCAGUCCAGACGUUUGUCUACUUUAUCUUUGGCUGGCUCGUCCUGACCCCGGCACAGCACCCCAUCUCGCCCGAGGUCAAAGUGCUCUUCCCCGUCAUUUACAAGCUGCCCGUGUUGUUUGGCAUUCGCAUCUACGGCAUGCUGUACAACAUCUUUUACUACUUGCCGUUUGUCCGCAACAAGACCAAGGUUCGCGCGCGCUUCAACCGUCAGACCAGCUUCCGCGGCAAGAUUGAGGGCGCCUUCAACGCCAAGGAGGAGGAAGCCAAGGCGGGCGCCAACGGCUCGCCUUCUGCCCGCGCUCUGCUGUCGGCCGACUCGGCAGACGAGCAGGACAUGGACAACAUUGCCAAGCUGCUGCAGGGUGAGAAUGUUGAUGCAUUCGACCUCAGCGAGCACGUUGCGCAGCUGCGUCGCCGUGCUACCAACCUCGAUCGCGAGCUUCGCAACGCUGUCAUGCUGUAUGCCCAGAUGCGCGGCGACAAGCCUCGCUCUGGCAUGAUGCGCCAGCUCUCCUCGCAGCUGGCCGAGCAAGAGGAAGAGGCCCAGCAGCAACAUCAGGCAGACGCAGGUUCGCUCGCUGCAGGUGCCGAUGACGCUGCUGCAGGCGUUGGCGCUAGCGCUGGUGCCAUCUUCUUGGAGCAGCACCGUCAACGUCAGCGACAGGCCCUGACUACAGGUCGUCGUGCAAGCAACUUUGUCAAGUCUCUGUUCAACGCUUCUGUUCGCCCUGGAGGAGCCGCUGCCGCCGGCGGGCAUCCGCCCCACUCGCCAAGCUCGCCGUCUGCCAGCACCCGUCAGCUGCAGACAGAACUGAGCGACAACUCGGCGCUUUCCGUCGCGCCAAGCUACGAAGAGCUGCCGCCCGGCGAUUCGGCAAACCCACGUCCGGCACCACGCCGAAAGACCUCUCGUCCAGUCCUGCGUGCCGUGCUGAGCAAGCCUGCCGCCGGUGGAGCUGCUGGCAAGGGCUCGGACGAGCAACGUCGCUCCUUGGAGCGCUACAUUGCCGAGCGCAAGGAAAUCAUCCAAGCCGAGACGGCCGCCGAGCUGAACAAUUGCAAGACCGACCAGGAGCGCGAGCGCGUCUUCAACGAUGCCGCCGAACGGGUUGCCAAGCUGGAGCGCGAUGGCGCGCUGUCUCUCAAGCUGGUCACCUCGCACGGUCGCAAGUCUUCCAUCCAGUCUUUGUAUUCGGCAGACUUGUACGGCAUGGUCGCCAAGUACAACGAGCAGAAGGACGCCCUGAUUGCGCAAGGCAUUGUCACCCCAAGCCUGCCUGCCACCGCCGCCGAGCCUGGCUUUGCCAAUGCCCCUCAUCGCACGGCCCCGCAGCCCUAUCCUCGCCCUCCCAUUGCUGCCCCAUCUCUGCCCGGCCCGCCUCCGAUUCAUGCCAUCGCCCCGCCGCGUCCCGCGGGCCCCGUGCCAAAACAUGUCCCGGCCCCGCCGCCCCCGCCGCCAUUCUUGGACCGCGCAGACUCCUCUGACACUGAUACAGAGGUGUAAAAAGUGCGCCAUGAUUUUUUUCGUUCUGUACUGCGUUCGUUGUGCGUUUAUCCGCUUUUGUUUGUAUUUUAUGUUGUUGUGGCUUGUUGUUUGCGUGUUUGAGUGACCGCAUGCUGUUGCUGCUUGUUGAUGUCAGUGUACUUGUACUUGUAGACUACUGUUUUGAAUUCAUUUUUAUUUUAUACAUAAACUGG
Molecule: messenger RNA, 5972 nt
Organism: Capsaspora owczarzaki ATCC 30864
Lineage: Eukaryota; Filasterea; Ministeriida; Capsasporidae
Exons: 2
Coding region: 361-5778 (1805 amino acids)
Source: RefSeq, a predicted model, not a curated record